UGCCAAAAUAACUUGCUGUAACACUUUGUCUGUUGAUUCUAAACGUCUAGAUCGUUCAGACGAUACAGAGAAAAAUCCUUUGAAAUCAUGUUUCAAAUAACUAAUGUUGCAUCAAGCAGAAUGAACGGUACAUUGAUUGAAUAUUAAUAAACUUGAGUAUGAUAGCCCAUCAGAACAGUGAGCAAGGGAAACUAAACUCCCCGUUAAGUAUUGCUAAAUCAUGUCUUCUUAAUUGGCGUAUUUGAUGAAAAACAUUAACUUGUAUAAGGAAAAACACUUUUCAUCGUUUCUGAAUGAAAUUUGACGCAGGAAUUUAACGUUCACCUUUCCGAGGAAGUUUUAGAGCUAAAAGUGUUUUUUACCUCACCUUACGGCUAGUUUCGUUUGAAAGAAGCAUUUUGAUGCAAAACUGUGGACACUAAAGUUGUUCAGAAUCGAAUUGUGCAGUCCCUCACGAGAGGUUUUUUCAAAAUUGUCCUUUUGACUUUUAAUUUGAGAAAUACGAAACUUUUAAAACUUCGGUUUUUGGCAAUUUAUGUUAGUUUUGAAUGAAUUACCAAUAAAAGAGCGAUUUAUGUUAAAAAACAUCGUGUUACCACUAAUUUGGCCAACUGGUAAACUUCCCACAACUAAACAAAUUCAAGCAUCAGCUCGAAUUCUGAUAACUGAAUUAAUGGAGCUCGAGCUAGGAUGUGAAUAUUAUAUAGCGGAAUUAGGGCAGACAACAAAAUUAUACUUAUACACAAUAGCCUCUUGUAAUGACAAACCAUUCCAAUGCGAAAUGGAAAAUCCUAUAUGGCUGAAUAUGGCUGUGAUUAUUCGCCAGAAAAUAUUAAAACGUCAACCACCAUUACGUGUCUAUCCAUACGAACAGACACCUAUUUUACGUACCAAUCAAACACAUGCUGAAAUUCUCGCUGAAAUAAGAAAAGAGCAUUUGACCGAUGAAAAAGGACAUUUAGGUAAAGUAGAGUUGUAA
Didymodactylos carnosus is the source of this 979-nucleotide messenger RNA. The record is from the annotation of a GenBank genome assembly. Lineage: Eukaryota; Metazoa; Rotifera; Eurotatoria; Philodinida; Philodinidae.